AUGCUGCCAAAUCCGAGAUCUGUCGUUGCGCAGGGAUGGAGAUCGAUUGGGUCUCGCCGCAAUUUCUCUUCAUCGCAUGGUAGCAACGGAGAGACUCAAAGCUUGUACGAGGCCUUCAAGUCUUUGUACAAAAAUCCAGAGUCGAAGGGAUCAAUCGAGUUUAAGGAGAAGCUCAAAGAACGAGGUAUCGCUGUGCUGACGGGAGUUUUCUUAGGUUUUGUGACAAUGAGAAAACCUUCAUGGGAAAUGGCUAGGGGCUUGGAAAAGGAGAAAAGGAGGUAUGAGAGAUUACACUCAUCUAAUGAGAUGAAUUGA
This is a messenger RNA of Microthlaspi erraticum, 315 nucleotides long. The record is from the annotation of a GenBank genome assembly. Lineage: Eukaryota; Viridiplantae; Streptophyta; Magnoliopsida; Brassicales; Brassicaceae.